AUUGAUAUUCGCAUUACCAUUUUGGAUCACGAUCGCUUCUCUGGUCCGGAUCUUGUGGGGGAAUAUCGAACCACACUAACGCCCUCAUCAUUAUUAAGUCACCAGACCUUAGAUUCGGGUGAAGUACGUUCCCAUCAUCGCGAAUUGCCAGGCACAGUAAUGAAAAUAGACGCUAGUAAAGUCUGCAAACCGGACCAUUACGGUAGAGAGUGCAAAUUCUGCCAAGUUUCCAGCGAAAGAGGCUACUGCACCGCAGUCGGCGAUGAAGUGUGUAUCUCAGUCGCGGAUGGAAGGGUGCGCAUUGUGAGGAGCAAGUGGACUCCUGCGAAUGGGAAGAGCUGCUUCUUGGACGACCCCCUUGUGAAAACAACGGCCUCUGUGUCAGUCGGAAGCACGGACGAGAAUUUACAUGCCUCUGUGAAGAUGGGUGGCAAGGAGCGAGAUGUGAGACGUCCUUCACAAAGGAUGCUAUUUCGAAGGGGAAAUGCGGUUGAAAUGCAAGUAGUUAAAUCUGACUAUCAUAACGAUCUUUCCCGAGCAAAUAAUCUCUACGAGGAGCUAGAAGGUCCCGCAAUGACAGUCCAGAAACCAGACAAAUACUUCGAUGAAUACGAGUCCGUGUCGAACAGUUUCUACGCUAGUCAAACCUGCAUAGCAUCCAUGCAACAGCCUCCUCUCCGCGACCCACCAGUCGUGACUGCCAAUGAUGGCCAUAAGUUCCACAGUUCUUCCGACAAGGAAUCACUUUCCGAAAUUUACACGUCACUAAAAUCAGUGACCAUUCCUACACCACAUGAAACAAAUGAGGAGGAUUAUGAGACAAUCAUCAAAAAGGAAAGUACCUUUGGUUCAAGAAACACUGCAGAUAAUUCCGGUGUGUUCAUUUCUCAGGGAAUCGAGGAUAGGGGACAUAGCAAGUGUACUGGCGAGAACAUACAAGAUGUUGAAAGGUCGCCUUCAAAUGAAUCUGGGAACGCUGACUACGACGAUUGUGAUGUGUAUGAGUUCAUCGAUAACGGCGUACUUAACAACAAUGAAUAA
This is a messenger RNA of Mesocestoides corti, 1041 nucleotides long. Lineage: Eukaryota; Metazoa; Platyhelminthes; Cestoda; Cyclophyllidea; Mesocestoididae. The record is from the annotation of a GenBank genome assembly.